Messenger RNA from Kwoniella botswanensis, 1842 nucleotides. RefSeq lists its product as uncharacterized. NCBI's taxonomy places the organism in Eukaryota, Fungi, Basidiomycota, Tremellomycetes, Tremellales, Cryptococcaceae. The transcript has 9 exons. Gene Ontology annotation, molecular function: carbohydrate:proton symporter activity. Bases 1 to 1842 code for a protein of 613 amino acids. Gene Ontology annotation, cellular component: membrane. Gene Ontology annotation, biological process: carbohydrate transport; transmembrane transport. The record is from RefSeq and is a predicted model, not a curated record.
AUGUCUUCCGGUCAAUCAGCAGUCGAGGCUGGAGCGCCAAAUCAGAAAUGGACGAGUGACCGUCCUGCUGAUUCUGGGUUCAACACUUCUCAGACAGACGAAACACCCGUUCCCUCGAAAGGUCGAAGAUUCGGUAGCAUGGAAUCAGACAAUGCUACGUUGGUAGCGGAAGUAGAUACACAUUAUGCGGCUCAGCUGAAACCAUCCAGGGUAUCUGGAAAAUGGUUAACCUAUAUGGUCACUUUCGUCGCUGGAACCGGUUUUACUUUGUUUGGUUACGAUCAGGGAGUUCUGAGUUCCCUUUUGACCCUUCCUUCGUUCGAGGAGCAAUUCCCUCAAACAGCAAAUGCGUUCGCCGAUAGUCAUCGAGCUGCUCUGCAGUCUUUUAUGGUUGCUAUCUACGAGCUUGGUUGUAUGGCUGGGGCACUAUCUAAUCUAUGGGUAGGAGAUCGACUCGGUAGACGACAUACCAUUUCCUUGGGCGGUAUAAUCAUGAUCAUCGGCGCGAUACUUCAAACUGCAGCUGUAGAUUACGCUAUGAUGCUAGUCGCGCGUGUGGUCACGGGUGUGGGAAAUGGUUUACUCACCUCCACGGUACCAGCCUAUCAAUCUGAAUGUGCUAAACCUCACCGAAGAGGUCAAUUGGUGCUCAUCGAAGGAUCUCUGAUCACUUUCGGAAUCAUGAUGUCGUAUUGGAUUGAUCUUGGCUUCUACUUCACCACCGGUUCAAUCUCUUGGAGAUUUCCCAUCGCAUUCCAAAUCUUAUUGGCAUUGAUCAUGAUAGUCUGUAUGUACGCAUUCAAAUUACCCGAAUCGCCAAGAUGGUUAGCCGCCAAGGGGAAGUAUGCCGAAUCACUUGCUGUAUUAGCAGCUUUGGAGAAUACCUCGGUAGACGACAAAAAGGUCAUUGCAACGUUUAACGGUAUCUGCGAUGCUAUUGCAGCCGAGUCUCAAGGUGGAUUCGGGUUCAAGGAGUUAUUAUAUAAUGGCCCAACUCAGAAUCUGAGAAGAACAUUACUAGGUGUUGUGGCUCAGUGUUUCCAACAAAUUUGUGGUAUAAAUCUGAUUACAUACUACUUGACAUCAGUUUUGACUGAUCUCGGACUCGGUCCCGAGAUGUCUCGUAUCAUCUCAGGCGUGAAUGGUACCUGUUAUUUCCUGACUUCGAUCGGUGCCCUGUUUGUUAUCGAGCGAAUUGGCCGAAGACCCUUGAUGUUCUGGAUGGCUGUGGCUCAAGCUAUAACCAUGGCAGUCCUUGCAGGUUUAUACGAUAUUGCAAAACAGCAAAACAAAGCAGCUCAAGUGAUUUCAGUACUCUGUCUGUUUCUGUUCAAUACCUGGUUCUCGAUUGGAUGGCUCGGUAUUACAUGGUUGUAUCCUGCUGAAGUAACACCACUAAGAAUCCGAGCUCCCGCUAAUGCUUUAUCGACCGCUUCAAAUUGGAUAUUCAACUUUAUGGUGGUCAUGGCUACAGCGCCAAUGUUCGCUAAUAUCGGUUGGGGUACAUACUGUCUCUUUGCAGUAGUGAAUGGCAUUAUCAUUUGCCCAUGCGUGUGGUUGUUCUUCCCCGAAACCAAGAAAUACUCUUUAGAAGAGAUAGAUAUAGUCUUUGCUUUGGGACACAGAGAAAAUAAAUCUCCCGUUUGGUACUCGUUGAGACCUGAAGAGAUUCCCCCUGCUGGUUCUAGAGAGGCUGAACAUAUUUUGGGUAAAAGUGGCCCUGCACACCCUGAUAUGUCUGAAAAGGCGGAAAGGGGUCAUAGAGGCAUGAGCAGAAUUAUCAAGGAGGAGAAGGAUAAACCUACUUCUCAACACAACGAGUUUGCAGCGAAGAAGGUAUAA